Amoebophrya sp. A25 is the source of this 3463-nucleotide messenger RNA. Lineage: Eukaryota; Dinophyceae; Syndiniales; Amoebophryaceae. The record is from the annotation of a GenBank genome assembly.
AUGGACAUCUUGCUCGAAGAAGAAGUUACCAGACAGAACGAAGAGGAAGCUCUGUUCGCUGCCGAAUGCGAGCAGGAUGAUCCUGAGUAUCGUAAUGCUGUGGCAGAACCUCCGAGAGUGGAGAAGGGCAAAGCAGGGCCAGUCGUAGAGAGCGAUGAUCUUGAGUACUCCUACUCCCAUGCGUCAGUAGACGCGCAUUUUUUGCCACUAGAAGAAGCGCACUCGUCAACAUCUUCACGACAUGAUUAUGUGGAGGAUGACCUCGAAUACUCAACCUCGAUUCUUCAUCUUCAAGUAGGACCAGACCCGGUCGUAGUCGGAUCAAUGAAGAUGGACGAGACUGAACCAGCAGAAGAACAAGCACAGCAGUUUUAUCGGCUAUCUCCCACCACGAGGACAAAUAUUCAUUUCCUUAGAACUACAUCAAGUGGCACACGCACAUCACGGGUUCUUCUAGGUCCCUCAUCCUCCUCUCUUCUGAGCUACUCUUCUGAGUCCGAACGCGAACAUGAACAACACGAAGAACUACUGUAUAAUCUUGAGUCCGAACUACACGAACAAGUAGUAGUAGAUCAAAUAACGCAUGAUAGAACAUCAGACUUUGGAACGCAUGUAACAUCACACUUUCGUCCUGCUACGCAAGAUCGUCGAGCAAAAGUAGAUCUAGCAUCAUCACGAGCAGCUGCGCGACCACGAGGCCUCCUUCACAACAAACUUCAUCCGCCGUCAUCAGCAAGGGGUCCCUUUUUAGAAGGGCAAGGGCAACAAAGUAUCAUUCUGAAUAGUAUUUCCACAUUUUCUGAAGUAGAAGAUCGAGAUCAUCUUAUUGAGGAAGACUACGACGAUGUGGAAAUGCAAGAUGUGGAAGUGGCGCCACGUAGUGCUAGAAGGAGCUCUCCUGAGGAAGAAAAACUGGGACCCUAUCAUCUAGAUACUUUUUCAGAGACAAAGCCCUCUUGGCAUCAUGGAGGAAGCACGACAUCAACAUCUGUCGAGCAGGACGAGGAUGUCAGGUUCUUAGACGACUUACUGGCUAUAGUAACAACGACAACUGAGCGAAAGACGGAUCAUAGAAGAGGCAGACCAGACAAUACGAAAACCAUUCUCGAGGACUCCAAUGGAGACCAGAGGAGCAGGGGUGUGGAAACACGAGAAGUUGCGCUCGGCAUCGCGGAAAGUCGUGUCAUACGGCAAGAUGUAGAUGAACUUGAUGCAGCUACAGAUCAAGAGGGGUCGUGUAGCCAUGAUCACAUGCCAGAAACGUACAAGAACUCGUUGACGGACCCCCUCCAAGAACCUAUUAAAACUGAUAUGUUCAACACGACUAGCACGAGAAGGAAGGUGGAAGGCGGCACAUCUUCCACACACAUUUUCGAAAAUCGAGAUUCCUCAUCUUCGACAAGCAGCACUCGAUUCCUUCCUCACAUGACCUCGAGAACUCCUAGUUCCUCUACGCUUCCAAAUUUCACAAGAGCUAGAAACAUCGACGUCUCUUCAAAAGUUUCGUUUCUCCUGUCCGAUCUUCAACCGGAACUACGCAGAAAGAGGCACUUGAAGAACUUUUAAGGGUAGGUUAAAGGUGCUUUUCUUACCGCUUUUUAUGCCUCUCCUAAGGGGGAAAGGCAUAAAAAGCGGGGUAGGCGAGCACCAAAAACCUACCUCUAAAACUUAAAUACUGGUAAACUACUAUUAAGGCUACCAAGCGAGCAUCCCCCUACAGCAUGAUCCCUGCCUCAUUUUCAAGAGGGAAAUGGAUCGUCCACGGAUGGUCUCAGGGAUGCACGUUGGUAGCUCUAAUACUUCUAUCAGGUGAUGCAGAUGAACUAGAACUGGAACGACGAUCUUCUUCUUCAAGAACAACAAGAACCACUUCGACUUAUAGAACUAUGGACGAUUUCUCACUAUCCUCAUUCUUGGCGUCCUUGAAAACGGAGAUGAAGAAGGAGGAGCAGAAGUUUGAAGAGACGAAGCGUCACAAAGAGGAUGACGAUGGCACUAGCAGUUGCGGAAUUAGAGCCUUCCGAUCUGAGCUGGUGCAGGAAGUGACAGCAGAAAGAACGACGAUGGGAGCAGAAAGAAGAGAAGAAGAGAAAGUAGUAAGCACAACUACUAGUACAGAUGAAGCUUGUUCAUCUAGAAGUAGGGCACCUGCAGAAGCUACUGUUGAGAGGCCCAUUUUGGAAGCAAUGAACGAACAAUCUGAAGCAGCACAAGAAGCCAUUUUUGAGAGGAAGAACGACUACGACGAACCAAGUAUCGCACAAACGAUCAAUUCACGGCCAUGCCAUAGUUCUUCAUCUACCUCUCAAGUGCAAGUGGUCGAAGAUUCAUCUCUUCAUAACUUCAUAUUGGAACAAACGUCCUCACUACGAAUAAAACAAGUGCGAGUCUGGUCACAAGAACAAGGGACGAAGGGGCAGGAGAACUCGUCAUCGGUGCCUCCAGCAACGACGGACAAGCAUAAAAGUAUUGACACCAGCAAGGCAAUAGCACCAGAUCAAGCCCCACCAGAUCAAGCUCCACCAGAUCAAUCUCCCCCAGAUGAUCGAGCUGCACCUCCGCUCUCUCCUGUCAAUGACUAUGACAAAGUGUCAAAGUGGGCCCUUUGUCCUCCACAGUCAGUGGAGUUGGUUGUGGAUCUUCACGAUGAUGAGCAGGAGGUUGGUGGUCACGGUGUAGAAGGCCCAGUCGCGGUCCAAUUUGCUGGUGCUCUAGGUUACGAGGAGAUUGCUGAAAGUCGCAAUAGUACUGAAGAGUCUUCUGCUUUUGUCCACGCGCAAGCGAACUCAUGUAGCGGAAUUUGCGCUGAUGGGACAUCAAUAUCUUCAAUUAAACGGCGGGGCAGGCAGCCAGUACAACAGCCAGCUUCAUUUGUCGCAUCUUUCGCAUCUUCUUCGACUCAAUUAGAGACGUCUGUGACCCGUCAGGCGACAGCAGGGAAGCCAAUACGAGGACAGGGCUCACACGGCAACAGAAUAGGAGCGCGGCGUGGCCUUGUUUUGCAAGGAGUAGAAGUGGUGGUAGCUUCAAAUCAGGAGAGCCGGAGGAGCCGAACAAAUUCUUCGGAUACGUUUGUAGUGCCUCAGGGUCAGGGACAGGGAGGACAAGAAAGAAGUCAGGCAGCCCUUUCAGGGAUCGAAAAUACAGUAUCUUCAAGUUCAAGCCUAGAAAAACACCACCUCCAGGAGGAACAGGACUGUAAUUCUUAUUCUUCCUCUCAUCAGCAGGAAAAAUUGAUAUCCAUCCUCGAUGAAGAUUUAGCGAUCCCACUUGCUGUGGAGGCUGCAAGAAGACGCGCAGCAGAGUACAGGAUGAGAAGGCGAAUACAAGGAUCCGAGCUAUGCUUUAAUACUUCUAGAAAACCCGAGUGGAAUGCAUCUACUUUGUUGGACGAAACACCAAUUUGAAGCUGAAUGUAGAAGUUUCAGGUAUUCCUUUUGAUCGAUCCGUUGAGAGUGUCCAU